Molecule: messenger RNA, 533 nt
Organism: Podospora pseudocomata
Lineage: Eukaryota; Fungi; Ascomycota; Sordariomycetes; Sordariales; Podosporaceae
Exons: 3
Coding region: 99-533 (144 amino acids)
Source: RefSeq, a predicted model, not a curated record
ACCUUCCCUGACGAUACACCUGACCGCAGCUCCACCGACAGACCGAGAAUUCCAGCCGAUGACCUCUCACAAUUACCAGAUAGCCUCAGAACUCCUUCAUGUCCCGGCAGUCUUCUUCAGCCUCGAUUGAGCUCUCGACCCGAGAGGCCGAUCCGAGUUUGAGUCCUAACUUGGCGCAAGCUGCUCACCCAACCGAACUGUUGGGUGAAGACGACUCCGGCGAUCAGACUUCUGUCCCGGGUUCUGAAAGUAGCGAGACGCUGAGCCCCAGGUCAAGCAGCAUUGAAAUCGAUAUUUCCCUUGACGAACCGCCACCGACUGGUCACCAUACAAAUAGGACCCUUUGGAAAGUCUGGGCCGUUGAGAUCGUGUGUAUGAUUGUCGGCUUUGCGUCAUUCAUUGCAAUCGUGAUUGUCCUUGCCACUUUCAACCAACAACAGCUUCCAAACUGGCCCCUUAAAAUCUCACUCAAUACGUUCCUCGCAUUCCUGACUAUUGUCGCGAAAGCAGCCUUUAUGUUCCCGGUCUCGUAA